GGGCUCCUCUGGACAACUGACUCCUUUCAUUCGCGGCAUUUGGCGACAUUGGAACAGGCCGGCAGUGCAAUAGCAUAGCGCCACUACCAAGCCAUGAGGACGGUGGCCGACGUGUCCACCGACGACCUGGUCAAUAGUCUCCUCAACUCCGUCACCACGGGGGGAUCCUCGACGUCCUCAACGACGUCCACCACCCCGUCCACCGCCACCACCUCGUCCACCACCACUUCGUCCACCUCAGCAACGAGGACUUCAGCACCUUCGACUGCUUCCGCGACGGCUUCUUCGUCCGCUUCAGCGUCUCACAGUGCGUCUUCGUCCUCUAACGAUGCGUCUCCGGCCACAGACACACCGGAGACGACAAGCCCGGUCACCACUGCGCCGGCCACGACGGCCCCUUCUCCAGCUGAUUCUUCCUCUACAGGUGCAGGCGAUACAGCGACAAAAGGCACGACCGAAGACAGUGACGACAGUGGAGGCGGCGGUGCCGGUCUCUCUAUCGGCAUCGCAUUGGGUGUCUUGGCACUUGUAAUCGCCGCCUUGUUGUUCCUGAGAUCACGCAGGAAACGCGCCCAGAAGGAACGCGAGUCCGCGUCUUCUCCUCCAGCAGGAGCCACAUGUCUGGCAGUGCCGGCAGGUCGAGGAUUCAAGAAGGAACAGGAGCUGGGCUUGCCGGAGAUGUCCAUCGAACUCACACCGGGAGAGUUAGGCAUGUCUAAGGGCUUCGACAUGAGUUAUGCCAGCUCCACGAGGUCUAGCGCCACCAGCCAGCCGUACAACCCCAGCCUUGCCAGUAGUACAGACAGUAGCGUAUUCAACACGAGAGGAGGCGUCAGCCCCACGUUCAGCAAUCGCAAGAUGGCCAGCUAUUCGUACCAGUACCGGGAGUCGGAGGAGAACGGCAAUGCCAACCCCAACAUGUCAUCGGCACGCAGUAAUGACAGCACGACGUUCCAUCUAACGGGUCUUAUCGGCAACGGCGCCACAGCAAGUGGCCGUGGACCGAGCAACCAGACACGAGGCCGCAAACUCUCGGCUCCUGAUGAGUACGCGGAGUUGGUGACGGCCACAAAUGCACACGGACAAGUGGACAUGAACGCACACAACCAAACGCCCCAGACGAUGCACGCAGACUUCACACAGAGCGCUACCAGUCAGAACGAAAUGAACAUCAGUAUGGGACCGGACAACGACAACCACAGCUUCUUGGCUCCACUUCCGACCCGACCGGCACCUGCUCCGGCACCUCGACCGGCGCCGACCAUUGUCCGUGCAUCGGAGGAAAGCAUGGGUCCGGACUCGCCUGUGGCCCGUGGCAAACGGACAGGAUCUGUGUAUGACACGAUCCCCAACUUGGCAGGAGAGAAGAUGUCGGCGUCUGCGUCCACGCGGAGCUCAGUGGAAGACCCGAACGCCAUGUCGACGGCUUCGUUCCUGUCCGAGUCGUCGAUCUCGUCUACGUCUACCAGAGACAGCGUGGCCACAUCAGCUCGUGGCUCGGCGUACGUGUCUUCAAUGCCCUUGCUGCAACAGCUUUCCAGUGCCGACGACAGCGACUACGGCGAGGAUAUGUCGUCCGAACGUGCGUCGACCGAGUCUUCAGACAGCGCGAACACGACACGUUCAGGUUCGCUCAUCGCGUUGAACCUGGAGGCCAAGGACGGCUGCAGCGAGAUUGCCAUUUAGAUCCAAGAGAUGAAUUGGACGACUCGCAAGUGUAUGUAUUGAGCCGUGCGCUUGUGCUUCAAGUGCACGGCUUCUUCGUCGGACUACUUAAUGAUUUUUUUUGGAUGCAAAAGGGGCUGGACAAUGGUCAGGCGGCAUAAUAAAUGAAGCGAAAGCUUGCGUUAUUGAUGUUUGGAAGGCACCUGCAACUGCUUUUCUCUUGUUUUUCAUCAUUUCAUUGCC
Messenger RNA from Phytophthora nicotianae INRA-310, 1908 nucleotides. RefSeq lists its product as hypothetical. NCBI's taxonomy places the organism in Eukaryota, Oomycota, Peronosporomycetes, Peronosporales, Peronosporaceae. The record is from RefSeq and is a predicted model, not a curated record. Bases 94 to 1686 code for a protein of 530 amino acids. The transcript has a single exon.